GUUUUUUGAAACGCUUACCUCCAAGCAACUGCUUUUGUACCAUGAGCUCGACUCGGACGCCAGCACCAACGCCGACGACGUACCUUGGAUCGACCAAGUCGCCAGGAAUCGGCAACAGCACCUACAAUUCGACUAGCAGCAGCAGUGGGAGUGGCACGAGCGACGCCAGUGGAGCCAUUGUCGGCCUUAUUGUCGCUCUGGUGGUCUUUCUCGUAAUCGCUCUGAUUCUGCGCAAGUCGAUCUACGUCGUGCAGCAAGCCGAAGGCAUUGUCAUUGAGCGCUUUGGCGGCUACCACAAGCUCCUCGACUCGGGCAUUCACUUUAUCGUGCCACUCAUCGACUCGCCGCGCAUGUUUUCGUGGAAGCGCGUCGUCAAGCGCAACGGCCGCAUGGAGACGCACGAUGACCAGCAGUACCGCAUUGAUUUACGCGAAAGUAUCUUUGCCUUCCCGAGUCAAGAGGUCUACACGCGGGAUACGAUUCUCCUCGACGUCAACUCGAUCAUGUUUUUUCGCAUCGUCGACGUCCGCAAGGCUGUCUACGAGAUUGACGACCUCAGCUCGGCGAUCGCCAAUGUGGCGCAGACGCAGCUCAAGGAGGUCUUCGGCAACAUGACGUUUACUGAGGCGCUGGCGUCCCAGAGCGUCAUCAACGCGCAUAUCCAGCGCACCUUUGGCGAUAGGUUUGCGCAGUGGGGUCUUGUGGUCGAGCGACUGGAAGUCGUUGACAUGCUGCCCAAGCCCGGCACCACAAUCGCUGACGCGAUGAAGCGCCAAAUGAUCGCCGAGCGCACACGCCGCGCCGAAUUCAUCCACGCCGAAGGCCGGAAAGCCGCGAUGCGCCUCAUAUCGGAAGGCACCAAGCUCAAAAAGUACAACCUCGGUGUCGCCGAGCAAGAAGCCACGCGGAAAACGUCCGAGGGCUUGGCCGGCGCCAAGGUCGAGCUCGCGCGCGCCGAGUCCAAGUCGCUCGAGCUUAUUGGCGCGGCCUUCUCAGCCGACGGGGCGUCGCAGACCGAGUACGUCAUCUCGCAGCGCUACAUGGAUAUGCUCCAAACCAUGUGCACCAAUCUCGACAAGAAGUCGCUCUUCUUCCCGUACGAAACCAAAGGUCUCUCGGGACUCAUCGGCGACCUCCGACAUGUCUACGGCUACAACAAGACGUCGGGCACGCAAGCGCGGGCGCGACGCCCAGUGCGCGCGUUUGAUGCGCUCGACUAGCGACGCGACUGGCGACAACAUUUCGCCCGGAAGUGAAUGUCGUAUGCAAAUGUAUAAGUGUAUUUUCGAA
Saprolegnia diclina VS20 is the source of this 1290-nucleotide messenger RNA. RefSeq lists its product as hypothetical. NCBI's taxonomy places the organism in Eukaryota, Oomycota, Saprolegniomycetes, Saprolegniales, Saprolegniaceae. Gene Ontology annotation, cellular component: membrane. The transcript is spliced from 10 exons. The record is from RefSeq and is a predicted model, not a curated record. The coding region runs from base 42 to 1220 and encodes 392 amino acids.